AAGAAAGAGUUCAAGAUUAAGAUGCUUAGACUGUAUGGUGAGCCCAAACAAGAAGAAAGCAGUCCCAGUCUUCAAGCCAAGGGACGGUGCUUCACCUGAAUCCUUCUCACCAGAGACGCCAUCACUCUUCUAUAUCUACCUACUGUAAAGAACUGGACUUGUAGAAAUCUUGAGGAACAUUCAGUGAGCAUGGAAUCACCACUGUCCAACUACUCGCAGAGCAUGGACGAGCAGCAUUCCCAGGAAAGAGCUGCAGGUGGAUCCGGGGCUGGACGCCGCAAGCGGGAGUUCAUCUCCGACGAGAGGAAGGAUGCCAGCUACUGGGAGAAGAGGCGGAAAAACAACGAGGCAGCCAAGAGGUCUCGAGAAAAGAGACGCUUCCAUGACCUGGUGCUGGAAGGGAGGGUGGCGGCACUGGAUGAGGAAAAUGGCCGCUUGAGGAAUGAGUUGUUUCAGCUGAAGCUGCGAUACGGGUUAAUUUCGGCUGCUUCGUUUAUCGAGGCCAGCCAAGGACUUGGCAACCGCAAGGCGGCAGACGGGGGACCUUUGCUGUGCAAUUCCAGGAAUACAACUUACAUGUCCCCCUACUUAGCCAUAAACUCGGACUCCUCAGAGGCGGACAGUGGAGGGGGUGCAGCCAUGGAUAGUUACUCCCCCCGCAGUUCGCUCUCAGACCUCUCCGAUCAGUCUUCCCGGGAUAGCCCGGUGCCAGCUGGCUACGGAGAGGGGAGGACCACAGAAAAUGACUUUGCCAAUAUGUGCCCGGUGGAAAACAACCCAUCCACGAGAGGAGCAGUGCCACGUGGGGGAGUGAUACUGUACAGAGUCGGCGGGCUUACUGUGGACCCCCAGCACAGGCACAUUGUGGGUACAGAUAUGGAAUCACUGCAACACCAGGCCUCCGAGUACAGCGCCCCACUUCCACGCUCCUCCAUUUUUGUACAUUCGGACAGUUUCCAAAAUACUUACCAGGACAUGGAGAAGGCCCCCGGCAUUAAAGCUUCCACAGAACUUUUGUCCCCCAAAUCCCCCCAGUCAGAGUACCAGAGCGAGGACAGUGGUAGUGACGAGGGGGGAUCCAACUGCUGCCCCUUGGAGUGGCCGACCUAUCAGGAGCCAGUGGCUGGCGUCAAACUGCCACACAAACUGAGGUUGAAGUGCCGAACGCAUGGACACGAGGGGUGGGGGGCAGAUAAAGGUCAGGGAAUCGAGGUGCAGAAUUAAUUAUCGGCCGGAUCCAGAUAAUGAAAGCCAAACAUAAUGAAAGCCUGGCAACCGUUCCCAUCCAUCACAAUCCGCAGGUGCCAAUGUGUGACUCUCGCUUUAAAGACUGAUCCUUCUUCUACUGUUACACUUUUGAAUGCAAGGGGUG
Messenger RNA from Nanorana parkeri, 1372 nucleotides. RefSeq names its product nuclear factor interleukin-3-regulated protein-like. Gene Ontology annotation, cellular component: nucleus. The transcript is spliced from 2 exons. Lineage: Eukaryota; Metazoa; Chordata; Amphibia; Anura; Dicroglossidae. Gene Ontology annotation, molecular function: DNA binding; DNA-binding transcription factor activity. Gene Ontology annotation, biological process: regulation of DNA-templated transcription; circadian rhythm. The record is from RefSeq and is a predicted model, not a curated record. The coding region runs from base 190 to 1224 and encodes 344 amino acids.